Molecule: messenger RNA, 921 nt
Organism: Brenthis ino (lesser marbled fritillary)
Lineage: Eukaryota; Metazoa; Arthropoda; Insecta; Lepidoptera; Nymphalidae
Source: the annotation of a GenBank genome assembly
AUGGUUCGUGUAAUUACUCAAGAGACGUACGACGAUGUUGUUAAAGAAAAUAUCGAUGAGUUUGAUAUGUCCCCUGAAGAGGCUAUUAAAGAAGCCGUCGCACAAUUUGAAGCUCAGGGUGUGGACCUAUCUAAUAUAAUAAAAGAUCUGGCUCUUAGCUCUAAUGAAACUCACCUUAUUUGUAUAUCUAUCAACAAUCUUAAAGAACUUUGUAAUUCUUCUAAAGAUAAGACACUUAUUUUAAAGGAAUUGGAGAUAUUCAAGACAGAAUGUAAUAAAGAUAUAGCACAUAGAGUCAGGGCAGGUAAAGAAGGUGCUUAUAAAGUUUUGAUUGACUUACUAGAUGAAAAUAUAAAAACAUACAAACAGGAAAAUAAUGAUAUAAUUAUUAAGGUUUUAAACAGUUUGGCUGCUCUAAUGGAUGUCCAACCAGAUUUAUUAGAUAUAAAAGGUGUGGAGCUAACUAAGAGUAUCUUAGAAUCCAUAGAGAAUGAUGAAAUUCUAAUAGCUACACUGCAAUGGAUUAGUGUGUGUUGUUUGAAACAUGAGAUGAAUAGACAAAAGCUAUUUGCUAAAAAUAUAAGUGAUAAUUUGAAGGUACUACUUGAGAAGAAGGAAAAUGCGAAGUUGUUAAGUGAAACAUUACAAGCUAUAAGACGUUUCACACUUGACGACGAUAUUCGUAUGGAAUUCGGUAAAGCUCACGAACAUGCUCGCGAACUUGGCACUAAUUUGUUGGAACAAUUGACUGGCUUGUUGAGAGAAAACACGAAACCCCCUCUAGUGUCUGAAUUGAUGUUAACAAUAUCGACAUUGCUAGUUCGCCACGAGCUGUGCGCGCGCGCAUACGAUGACGUGCUGUACGCGGUGCUCACAGAUAACUAUGACAAUGUGGCCGUUAUACAGCAAGCUGCUAAGUUG